This is a messenger RNA of Naegleria gruberi, 441 nucleotides long. RefSeq lists its product as uncharacterized. The transcript has a single exon. Lineage: Eukaryota; Heterolobosea; Eutetramitea; Acrasida; Naegleriidae. The record is from RefSeq and is a predicted model, not a curated record. Bases 1 to 441 code for a protein of 146 amino acids.
AUGCCUCCUUCCAGUUCACCUUCGACCAAUCAGCACCCUCAGAAAGUUCUUGCAUUGCAAGAAUUGGAUACAACAACAAACUCUGUUUCAUCUUCUUCUUCGGGUGGUGUAAAGACGAGUGGUAGUAGCACUCCUACAACAUCAAAUAAUAAGAAUACAUCAACAUCCGAUCAAAAAGUUCCAACACCAUCCAAAAAGAAUGCAAAGCAACAACAGCCUCCACAACCUGCCUCCAAAAAGACUAUUUCCCUCAAAACUAAAAUUGCAUUCAGGUUUGGUACGUUUAGCAAGGUACCAAUCUUGUCGAGUAUUGUCAGAUCAAAUCCUGUACUUGUCAAACUUAUCAAUCCAAAGACAUACAAUAGAAUCAAGAUCAAGACUAUUAGAAAGGAUAACAAGACUAUUAUUGUUAUCAGUAAGAGAAAGUUAUUCAAGCCUUAA